Molecule: messenger RNA, 1719 nt
Organism: Fragaria vesca subsp. vesca
Lineage: Eukaryota; Viridiplantae; Streptophyta; Magnoliopsida; Rosales; Rosaceae
Exons: 11
Coding region: 1-1542 (513 amino acids)
Biological process (GO): response to abscisic acid; cellulose biosynthetic process
Source: RefSeq, a predicted model, not a curated record
AUGGCUUCAUCCGUUCAGAGCUUCGGUUCCCGCCUCCUCCUCCUCCUGACCGUCCUGCCGCUGACUCUGGCCGUCUUCGCCUUCGUCCUCCAAUGGCGCGGCGGUCUCAACGAUCCCGUCACCCGCUGGUCACCUGAGUUCCCCGGCAUGGCCAGCCUCCCCGGCCCCGUCCUCCACGCCUCCUCCGACUGCGCCGAUCCUCUCGGCCGCAGCCACUCCCCGUCCUUCCCUUACUUCCGCGACUGGAAGUUUGAUUUCUCGCCUUCCGAUCUCACUCCCAAGAUAUGUAUUCAAACAAGCACUUCUGCUGGAUUAGAGCAAACUUUGCCAUGGAUCUUCUAUCAUAAGGUUAUUGGAGUUUCAAACUUUCUCCUUUUUGUGGAAGGGAAGGCUGCAUUUCCAAAUGUAUAUAAAGUCUUAGAAACCAUUCCGGGAGUGAAGGUUAUACACAGGACAAGGGAAUUAGAGGAGCAGCAAGCUAAAAGCCGGAUUUGGAAUGAGACUUGGCUGUCAAGCUUCUUCUAUAAACCAUGUAAUUAUGAGUUGUUUGUGAAGCAAUCCCUUAACAUGGAGAUGGCUAUUAUCAUGGCAAGGGAAGCUGGAAUGGAUUGGAUUAUCCAUCUUGACACUGAUGAGCUAAUUUAUCCAGCUGGCACUCGAGAGUACUCUUUGAGACAUUUGUUGUCCGAAGUGCCUGGAGAUGCUGAUAUGGUUGUCUUUCCUAAUUAUGAAAGUAGUGUUGAGCGAGACGAUGUCAAGGAACCUUUCAGUGAGGUUUCAAUGUUCAAGAAGAACUAUGACCAUCUUCCAAAAGAAGUGUAUUUUGGCAAUUACAGAGACGCAACCCGGGGUAAUCCAAACUAUUUUCUAACCUACGGAAAUGGAAAAUCAGCUGCUCGAAUUCAAGAUCACCUCCGCCCUAAUGGUGCACACAGAUGGCACAAUUAUAUGAAGACACCAAACGAGGUCAAAUUGGAGGAGGCUGCUAUUCUGCAUUAUACAUAUCCCAAAUUUUCAGAUUUGACCUCUAGACGUGAUCGGUGUGGUUGCAAACCGACGAAGGAGGAUGUUAAAAGAUGCUUUAUGUUGGAAUUUGACAGAGCUGCAUUCAUAAUUGCUUCAACUGCAACACAGAACGAAAUGCUUAGCUGGUACCGGGAACGCAUUGUGUGGACUGACAAAGCUCUGAACUUAAAAUUAUUGAGAAAGGGCAUCUUGACUCGGAUUUAUGCACCGAUGGUCAUCAUACAAGGUUUGAGGGAAUCUGGCGUUUUCAGCUCCCUAAUUGCAUCAGCUGAACAAGCAACUCUCUCUAAAGAUCAGUUCUUGUUGUCUGUUGAGAGUAGCAACUCCUCUAGGGAAACCACAUCUGGCACAAUCACUUCGAGGAAGAUUGGUAAAUUAUAUGAUUCUCAAGCAACUGCUAGAAAGGUCUUGGAAUUCACAGGCAACACUUCUCACACUUUAGCAGUUGCACCAUUAUCUCCGCCUGGCUUGGAUGAUUUUUCAUUUGAAACAGAAAUGUUUUCUGAACCACAAUGAUGUAGCCUCUUUAAAAGUCCAUCUUCCUGUGUGAUCAAGCACUGCGAGAAAUGAAAUUUUGUUGAAGAGAAAGUUGAGGGACUGAAAGAAGCAGGAGUGGCUGUUGAGAUGUGUCUUUCGGCUUUUCAUUUCGUGGUAGUCUUCCCGAUCAUUACCCAAGCGCUGAUGUACAUUACG